Messenger RNA from Gorilla gorilla gorilla (western lowland gorilla), 9161 nucleotides. RefSeq names its product melanocyte inducing transcription factor (gene MITF). The coding region runs from base 4651 to 6075 and encodes 474 amino acids. Gene Ontology annotation, molecular function: RNA polymerase II cis-regulatory region sequence-specific DNA binding; DNA-binding transcription factor activity, RNA polymerase II-specific; protein dimerization activity. Gene Ontology annotation, cellular component: nucleus. The transcript is spliced from 10 exons. NCBI's taxonomy places the organism in Eukaryota, Metazoa, Chordata, Mammalia, Primates, Hominidae. The record is from RefSeq and is a predicted model, not a curated record. Gene Ontology annotation, biological process: regulation of transcription by RNA polymerase II; melanocyte differentiation.
GACAGGGUCUCACUCCAUCUCCCAGAUUAGAGUGCAGGGAUGCAAUCAUAGCUUCCUAUAGCCUCAAACUCCUGGGCUCAAGCAAUUCCCCUGCCUCAGCCUCUCAGGUAGCUGGGACUACAGGUGUACACCACCAUGCCUGGCUAAUUAAAUUUUUUUUUUCUAAGGUUGGGAUCUUGCUUUGUUGCCCAUGCUGGUCUUGAAUUCUUGGCCUCAAGCAAUCCUCCUGCCUCAGAGUCCCAAAGCACUGCGAUUACAGAUGUGAGCCUCUGUGCCCAGCCUGGAAAUAUAUUUUAACUGGUGUUCACUGAAGAUGGCCUUUAGCUAUCACUUUUUUAAAAGGCUUUACUUUUAAAAUAAUGUAUCUUUUAAUAAAUCAAAUAUCUUCUUAUGUAUCAAUAGCCCAAUCCGGUAAUACUUAUUUUAUUAUUGGUUAGUUCCCAUGGGAACAGGGAAUUUGUUAGUUCACUGGACAUCUCAAGGUUCCAGGAUACAGAGUGUGUCCAAUAAUGUUUGUUGAAUAAAGAAUGACCUAGAUGGCUGAAGUGUUUCUGGUGUGCUAGAAGGGGUCAGUAAAUUUUGGAAACUUUGCUAAACCCUUUCGGGAAAAUGUGUAAGAAAUUAUCUUACCUUUUCUUUUGUUAGCUAUGAGCCCUUGCCGUGUGUUUCUGAGCCUUAAUAUCUUUACCUAUAAAAUGGGGCUAAUGGCAUGUCCUUCUUGGGAUAACUGUGAGGAUUAUAGAAGAUAAUAUGUAAAAUGACUGGCAUAUGUACAUUCUCAAUACAAAGUUAGUAGGGGUGAUGAUUGUUACUGCUAUUGGUGCUAAAGAUACAGACUGCUAAAAAUACAGUCAAUUCUCAUUAUUUUUGUUUUAUAAAGCUGCUACAAAUACCGAAUUAGCAAAUACUGAAUGAUUACUACUAGGGAAAUACAGGAUAAGUUCCUUAGAGCCUCUGGUCGCAACAUUUAAUCAAUCUAUCAAUACAUAACUUUGUUUUAUGUGUGUUUCUGUGUAAAGACACAUUAUUUAAUAUAUAUUAUUGAUUCAUUAACAUCGAACUUGUGGCCAGCAGCACUAUAACCUGACUGACUUAGGAACACUAGACAGCACUUUCGCACUAAACUUUGGUGCCAUACUGAAUAGAGGAGUCACCAACAAAAACACACAAAAGUGCAAAAAAUGUGGCACUACAUAGACUGUGAAAAGGACACUUUUUUGCAAUAUGAUGUGAGAGCUGAAAUGAGAAGGCAGACCAUUACCUUAUUUAACCUCAAUUGGUAACGUGCAUGUUGGGGGACUCAAAUUUCUUGCUGUUCUGUGCACGUGAUUGACUGUAAAAACUCUGAGAAUAUUGAUUUUGGGUUUACAAAUCAGUUUUAGUGAGUAGGUGAAUUUGAAAGUGGAGAAUCCAUGAAUAAUGAGGGUUGACUAUAUUAAAAACUGUUUUCUUGCAUCUGUAUUUCUCUAGCAGUUCUUCCUCUGGACUAAAAAGCUUACCCACUGGGGAAAACAUUUUAAAACACUGUCUGCUCAGAUGUUGUGGAUUACAGAGGGAGCGACGUUAAUAAAGCUUUUCCAGGUACCUGAUCUCUCUUUUUUUUUUUUUUGAGACAAAGUCUCGCUCUGUUGUCCAGGCUGGAGUGCAGUGGCACGAUCUCGGCUCACUGCAAGCUCCACCUCCUGGGUUUGUGCCAUUCUCCUGCCUCAGCCUCCCAAGUAGCUGGGACUACAGGCACCCGCCACCACACCUGGCUAAUUUUUUUGUGUUUUUAGUAGAGACGGGGUUUCACUGUGUUAGCCAGGGUGGUCUCGAUCUCCUGACCUCGUGAUCCACCCGCCUUGGCAUCACAAAGUGCUGGGAUUACAGGCGUGAGCCACUGCGCCCAGCCCUGAUCUCUCAUUUUUAUCAGUUUGUUUGCCAAUAAAAAUGACCCAUCACUUCCAGAUCUUUAAAGUUGACUGAGGCUUCACUGUUCAGAUAUGGUAGAAUUUUGAUAGAUUUUUAAUCAUUCUUUAAUAAGGUGGAGUGUGAGGUUGGGGACCCAGGAAAAGACCACAGAGAGAUUAUGGACCAUUGCUGAAAAAUCCAGCAAAAAGCAGUAGGAUUGACAGAGGGCAGGUGAGCCCCCAGAUUGGGGCCUAGCCUGGGAGGGUUCUUGGCAUUGCUCAGGAAAGAGUUCAAGAACGAGCUGGUGGUGGAAGAAUGCAGGUCUAGUGAAGCAACAGUGUACAACAGAGUACCUGCUCCUUGCAGAGCAGGGCUAACCCAUAGACAUGCACCCAGAGUAGCAGUGUAUGGACUGUAGACUGGCAGUAUUUAUACCCACUUGGAAUUACAUGCAAAUCAAGGUACAGGUUACUCAGAAAUCUCUAGAAAAAGGGUGGUAACUUUUGGGAGUUGCCAUGGCAUUUGUAAAGUGUCAUGACACUGCUGGGAGUGUCUUAAACUGAUGAGCAGUGAGGGCACCUAGAGGUUGCCUUUGGUGCCAUUUGCUAGUUCUGGUGGGUUUCUUCAUUUCUUCCUGUGGAGACCAGGAAAUAAGCGCUGGUAGUCUCUACUUCAGGAUGGCUUAGAAAUUCUGGUGUAGGCAGUUUUUGAGGUAACCAGGCUCAGCUUACUCAGGGCCUAGAGGAUAAAGGUGAUGAUUUUGACUUUUGCAAGCAUUGGAAAUUAGCAUAUUAUAGUUAUCAGAAUGGCCAUUAUUGUAAACAUUAACUGAGUACUUGUUGGGAUUGCUUGGAAUUCUUUUAGAAAGAAGGAGAAAAAGAAUUGGUUUCAGUAGGUUCUGUACUUUCAAGUUACAUAGCAGAUAGAUCACACAAUUUAGUGACAACAGAGCACAAAGAACAAUAAUAAUAACAGUAGCAUCUAGCAUUUUUAAAGCCCUCUUUACAGAUAUGCCUUGUGUUAGUGCUUUAGCCUAUCUUUUAUAUAUUUCUAUAGUAUUCUUACAUAUUAUACUGGAGUUAAGGAAGGUACCUAUGUAAUUAAAAAAAAUUCUUUCUGUGUUAGAAAAGUGAAGAAACAGAAACAUCAGGAAUUAAUAAUUUACAUCUAGGUGAAUUAUAAACAUAGUAAGGCACUUACUAUCUACCAGGUACAGUAUUUAAGUGUUUUAUAUAAUAUAAUUCUAAUACGAGGUAGAUAGGAUCCCAUUUUAUAAAUGAAGAAACUUGUGCUUGUCUGUUUUCUGUCACUUGUCUAUCUUAAGUUACUCAAAUAAGGUAGAACCGUGAUUCAAACUGAGGACUGUCUGACUUCAAAGCUCACUCUCUUAUUCACCAUGUUGCAGUGGUUUCCAUGUAUUUUGGUGUUCGGAGGUUUGGAGGGAGAGGCAGGAGUGAUCAGGAGUGACAACUUAUGUUGAUUUUUGAAUGGAAAGGAGACUAGGUUUCUUAUGAAGUAAAGGCAGAAGACUCAGGGUGUGGUUGAACAUUCGAAUCCAAAACAAAUAGUUAUAUCUAUUAAAGGUGCUCACAGCAUGCCUGUCUGCAUAGUCCUUUGUUUCUAAAGCUGCUUCUGAAGAAGGAAAGGAGGUAGGCUGUGAAGCCUCCAAGAAAGGUAGGAAAAGAUGGGAUGGUGGAUACUUAAUCAUUCACAAGGGUGUGGUAUAUAAGUAAGUGGUAGAUUUUCCUCAUUUCUUAUUAAUGAUCUUCAAAUGUUGCUACUUGAUGACAUCAAGUUGUCUUCUCUACAUACCCAUCCUUGUGUUCUACUACUGAACAUGAACAUGUAGCUCAUAACAUCUGGAUGUUUUUCACUCAUCUCUUUUUCCCUCUUUUUUCUACUAACCUGACUUGUUGAUUGCUAUUUUUGUGUGUCUUCAUAAAUUUAUAGCCAGUCUGUUCCAUUCUGGACUGUUUAUCUUUGGCAUGCCAGAGGUCUUGAAACAUCAUAAUGUUGUGUAAUGAGCAUAACUUCUGCCUUGACUUGUGGGUGUUAAGAGCAUUAGUCAGUGCAAAGUAUUGAGUUAAAUAUUUUCAAUAAAAGGAUAUAAUGAUCUAGCAGCGAAGAAGUUAUAAAAAAUCCUAGUUAAUGGCUUUAAUGGUGAGCCAUAUAUUUAGUGGGUUCUAUCAGUGAUGAGUUAGAGAUUCACAGAAUGAAUGUAAAAGCGUUCUUACUUUUAAUUAAUGAGAGAGGAGAAAGAAAAACAAUAAUAAGAAAAAAAGGACUUGAUUCUCAUCCAUACCAAGAAAAGUGUAAACAUCCAAGUUCCCAGUGAUUCUAACCCUGAUUCAUUACCUUGCAUGUGUCUUUAAUUACCACAAGAAAUGUUUAAGAUUUCCAUUGAGAUAUUAUCGACAGGGACUCCUGGGCUGCAUCAUAAGCCUGAUUGAAAGCCUUUAGCCUUGUAAUGAUCUCUUCUUGGAGGACAAUCAGGGAAUUCUUUGCACCUUUAUCAGAGAGUCAGGGCUUUCCUGAGCAAACAAACUAGGUCUUUACCUAUGGAGCUGAUUUUAUGAAGAGUUUUGGUCAGCAUUAGUCAUUGUGAAACCAUGGGCCUCCUGCCCUGGUUUAUCUCGACAGUCAUCUCCCUACAGCAGAAGAUUGAAUCCUCAUCUCUCCAUGAGUCUGAGCAUCUAAAGAUGUUAGAGCAGUUCCGCGGAGCAUCCUGGGGCCUCCAAGCCUCCGAUAAGCUCCUCCAGUAUGACAUCACGCAUCUUGCUACGCCAGCAACUCAUGCGUGAGCAGAUGCAGGAGCAGGAGCGCAGGGAGCAGCAGCAGAAGCUGCAGGCGGCCCAGUUCAUGCAACAGAGAGUGCCCGUGAGUCAGACACCAGCCAUAAACGUCAGUGUGCCCACCACCCUUCCCUCUGCCACGCAGGUGCCGAUGGAAGUCCUUAAGGUGCAGACCCACCUCGAAAACCCCACCAAGUACCACAUACAGCAAGCCCAACGGCAGCAGGUAAAGCAGUACCUUUCUACCACUUUAGCAAAUAAACAUGCCAACCAAGUCCUGAGCUUGCCAUGUCCAAACCAGCCUGGCGAUCAUGUCAUGCCACCGGUGCCGGGGAGCAGCGCACCCAACAGCCCCAUGGCUAUGCUUACGCUUAACUCCAACUGUGAAAAAGAGGGAUUUUAUAAGUUUGAAGAGCAAAACAGGGCGGAGAGCGAGUGCCCAGGCAUGAAUACACAUUCACGAGCGUCCUGUAUGCAGAUGGAUGAUGUAAUCGAUGACAUCAUUAGCCUAGAAUCAAGUUAUAAUGAGGAAAUCUUGGGCUUGAUGGAUCCUGCUUUGCAAAUGGCAAAUACGUUGCCUGUCUCGGGAAACUUGAUUGAUCUUUAUGGAAACCAAGGUCUGCCCCCACCAGGCCUCACCAUCAGCAACUCCUGUCCAGCCAACCUUCCCAAUAUAAAAAGGGAGCUCACAGCGUGUAUUUUUCCCACAGAGUCUGAAGCAAGAGCACUGGCCAAAGAGAGGCAGAAAAAGGACAAUCACAACCUGAUUGAACGAAGAAGAAGAUUUAACAUAAAUGACCGCAUUAAAGAACUAGGUACUUUGAUUCCCAAGUCAAAUGAUCCAGACAUGCGCUGGAACAAGGGAACCAUCUUAAAAGCAUCCGUGGACUAUAUCCGAAAGUUGCAACGAGAACAGCAACGCGCAAAAGAACUUGAAAACCGACAGAAGAAACUGGAGCACGCCAACCGGCAUUUGUUGCUCAGAAUACAGGAACUUGAAAUGCAGGCUCGAGCUCAUGGACUUUCCCUUAUUCCAUCCACGGGUCUCUGCUCUCCAGAUUUGGUGAAUCGGAUCAUCAAGCAAGAACCCGUUCUUGAGAACUGCAGCCAAGACCUCCUUCAGCAUCAUGCAGACCUAACUUGCACAACAACUCUCGAUCUCACGGAUGGCACCAUCACCUUCAACAACAACCUCGGAACUGGGACUGAGGCCAACCAAGCCUAUAGUGUCCCCACAAAAAUGGGAUCCAAACUGGAAGACAUCCUGAUGGACGACACCCUUUCUCCCGUCGGUGUCACUGAUCCACUCCUUUCCUCAGUGUCCCCCGGAGCUUCCAAAACAAGUAGCCGGAGGAGCAGUAUGAGCAUGGAAGAGACGGAGCACGCUUGUUAGCGAAUCCUCCCUGCACUGCAUUCGCACAAACUGCUUCCUUUCUUGAUUCGUAGAUUUAAUAACUUACCUGAAGGGGUUUUCUUGAUAAUUUUCCUUUAAUAUGAAAUUUUUUUUCAUGCUUUAUCAAUAGCCCAGGAUAUAUUUUAUUUUUAGAAUUUUGUGAAACAGACUUGUAUAUUCUAUUUUACAACUACAAAUGCCUCCAAAGUAUUGUACAAAUAAGUGUGCAGUAUCUGUGAACUGAAUUCACCACAGACUUUAGCUUUCUGAGCAAGAGGAUUUUGCGUCAGAGAAAUGUCUGUCCAUUUUUAUUCAGGGGAAACUUGAUUUGAGAUUUUUAUGCCUGUGACUUCCUUGGAAAUCAAAUGUAAAGUUUAAUUGAAAGAAUGUAAAGCAACCAAAAAGAAAAAAAAAAAAGAAAGAGGAAAAGAAAUCCAUACUAACCCUUUUCCAUUUUAUAAAUGUAUUGAUUCAUUGGUACUGCCUUAAAGAUACAGUACCCCUCUAGCUUUGUUUAGUCUUUAUACUGCAAACUAUUUAAAGAAAUACGUAUUCUGUAAAAGAAAAAAAAAAUGCAGCCUUUUCAUGAGGAUCGUCUGGUUAGAAAACAUAACUGAUACCAACCGAAACUGAAGGGAGUUAGACCAAGGCUCUGAAAUAUAAAGUCUAAUCUUGCUCUCUUUUAUUCUGUGCUGUUACAGUUUUCUUCAUCAAUGAGUGUGAUUCAGUUUUUCAUAAGAUAUUUUAUUUUGAAAUGGAAAUUAAUGUCCUCUCAAAGUAAAAUAUUGAGGAGCACUGAAAGUAUGUUUUACUUUUUUUUAAUUUUAUUUUUGCUUUUGAUAAGAAAACCGAACUGGGCAUAUUUCUAAUUGGCUUUACUAUUUUUAUUUUUAAAUUAUGUUUUACUGUUCAUUUGAUUUGUACAGAUUCUUUAUUAUCAUUGUUCUUUUCAAUAUGUUUGUAUUAAUUUGUAAGAAUAUGCAUCUUAAAAUGGCAAGUUUUCCAUAUUUUUACAACUCACUGGUGGUUUUCCGCAUUCUUUGUACACCCAUGAAAGAAAACUUUUAUGCAAGGUCUUGUGUUUAAAAGACAGCUUUGCGAAUAUUUUGUAAAUUACAGUCUCACUCAGAACUGUUUUUGGACACAUUUAAGGUGUAGUAUUAAUAGGUUAAAACCAGGCUUUCUAGAAAGAAUAAACUUACAUAUUUAUUUUUAGGACAUGAAAAUAGCAAUAUUCUUGGAGAUUGAUAACCAUAGCAUUAAUACGCCCAUUAUGGUCAUUUAAAUUGGGGUUUAUUUCAGCAAACUUGUUGAAUUUAUUUUUAAGAAAGAAAUACUGUAUUGGGAAGUUACUGUUACUUGAUAACAAUGUUUUAACAAGAAGCAAUGUUGUAAAGUUAGUUUCAGUGCAUUAUCUACUUGUGUAGUCCUAUGCAAUAACAGUAGUGUUACAUGUAUCAAGCCUAGAUGUUUUAUACAGAUGCCAUAUAGUGUUAUGAGCCAGGCUGUUGAAUGGAAUUUCUCAGUAGCAGCCUACAACUGAAUAGCAAGUGGCAUAAAGCAUAUCCAUUCAGAAUGAAGUGCCUUAAAUAUAGCAGUAGUCUUUUUUGGACUAGCACUGACUGAACUGUAAUGUAGGGGAAAGUUUCAUGAUGGUAUCUAUAGUCAAGACGAACAUGUAGCAUGGUGCCUAUGUAGACAAUAUAAGAGCUUCCAAUUUUCCUUCAGAUAUUUUUAAUAUUAAAUAUAUUUUAGUGACAGAGUGCCAACUUCUUUCAUCAGGAAACCUUAUUCAGGAGGGUUUUUAAAAAGUGUUUAAAUGUCAAAUGUGAAUUGGUGAUGGGUGAUGGAGGGUUCAGAGAGGAGUGAUCGUCAGAUGUGUGAAUGGACGGUUUAGGUGAAAAUAAUCAACUGCGUAGUUCCCAUGCACGCUGGGCAAUGAGAAUCCUUGGAAACAUUGGUGAUGCUAUCAGUUUUAUAGCUUUAUUACUUAAGGGGGUAGGGAAAAUUAGUUCCCAUUCUUUCAACCCCCUUAACUGUAUAGCUCUUUUCCUAGAAUAGUGAUGCAAAUCUGCAUGAACAGCUAAUUGUACCAUAGUGUUCAUUGAUACAAUCAUAGCAUUGUCUAUUUUUCUCUUCAUAUUUAUAUGGGGGGGAGGGCGCUGGAUGCAAAAGUUGAAGAUCGUGAUGCUAUGAUGUUAGUUUUCCUUAGCUGAUUUUGAGGGUUUUUAAAAAUAAAGCAAGGUUGACUAACCUACGGCCACGGGAACAGGACCAUGGUUAAGCAACCAUAUAGAAAGCUUUGUUGAAAGAAAGUAUGGCAUCUUGUACCACUGCCCUGACUGUCACAACUCCUAACCUUGCCAUUGCCUGCCUCCCCCUCCCCUUCUCCUUAAGAGACAAUUUCUGCAGGUGGCAGGUGAGCAAGCCCAGGAGAAUGCUGCAAUCUUGGGGGUGGUUUUAUUUAUUUCUUUUUUGCCAAAUAGAGUGUGGAUUCAUUUUAGGGGCUAGUUAAGCCAAGAGGCAGUGGUUUGGGCUUGUUGUUUGUAACAAGAAAAUGAUCCACACCACUCCCCCGAUUCCCGGGUGCAGAAUUGUGACUCGGGGUUGGGCCUUUAUAUGGAGUGACCAAAAUGCCAAGAUUGUCCAUCUGCCUCUGAGUAGGGCAAUGGAAAUACCAAACCUUCUGACUUUGCCAAAAAGCAUACAAGCAACCUGGUCAUACAUAGGAUGACAAAAUUAUUUCUGGUUGUUUUUAAACAAUAAAGCAAUAAGAACAAAUACAAUACAUAGGAAGUUAAAAAGCACAAAGGAAUGAACUUAUUAAUAUUUUUGAAAAAUGCACUGGGAAAAAGUUGAUGUCAAUAACAGUAUAAAACAGCCCUAUUUCUUGAUAAAAAAUGACAAAUGACUGUCUCUUGCGGAUGCUUGGUACUGUAAUGUUAAUAAUAGUCACCUGCUGUUGGAUGCAGCAAUAAUUUCUGUAUCGUCCAUAGCACUGUAUAUUAUGGAUCGAUAUUAAUGUAUCCAAUGAAAUAAUCAACUUGUUCUUGAUAGCCUCAUUAAAGCAUUUGGUUUUUCACAUA